Molecule: messenger RNA, 1959 nt
Organism: Rhizoctonia solani
Lineage: Eukaryota; Fungi; Basidiomycota; Agaricomycetes; Cantharellales; Ceratobasidiaceae
Product: HMG (high mobility group) box protein
Exons: 7
Coding region: 1-1959 (652 amino acids)
Biological process (GO): regulation of transcription by RNA polymerase II
Cellular component (GO): nucleus
Molecular function (GO): RNA polymerase II cis-regulatory region sequence-specific DNA binding; DNA-binding transcription factor activity, RNA polymerase II-specific
Source: RefSeq, a predicted model, not a curated record
AUGGAUCAGUGCGGUGGCUUCAAUCCUGUGCAAUAUAACGUACAAGGUUCAGCAGAUACCCGUGCCCAAGCUCACCCCAUUAGCCGACUCGCUCAGCCUUACAUACUCGACCCCGAUUUAGGCGCCAUGUAUUCCGCACCCAGUCUUGACCACCCUUCAUUUCCUACUUACACAGAGCCAUCAACUUCAAGCUAUUCGCCUACCCCUUCAGAAAUGGCUAUCACACCCGAUUCAAGCGAUUUCCCUUCGCCAGCCGAUUCAGCAUUCUCCCCCUUCAUUAUGGACAUUCCUACACCAACAUCCUCCGCACCAGAGCCUGUGGCUAAGAAGCCGUCCCACAGCAAGAAGCGUCCAGCGGGCCAUAUACCACGGCCUCGCAAUGCAUUCAUACUUUUCAGGUCCCACCAUGUGGCUGCUCAGCUGAUUCCCGGCAAGGUGGAGAACGACCACCGCCAUAUUAGCAAGAUUAUCGGCGAGAUCUGGAACAAGCUAUCUCCUGCCGAGCGUUUAAUCUGGGAACAAAAGGCAGAUAUUGAGAAGGAACGGCAUAGUCGAAAGUAUCCUGGCUACCGAUACAAACCUGCGAAGCUUGACGGGGUUGUCAAGCGACGAGUUAAGUGUCGUGGGGCUCCAGCCUUGUCGGCCUAUUCAUCCUCUCCUGGUAUUGGUAAAGCGAAUGGCGCUCAAGAGAUCAUUGGAAGUCUCAAUGUAGCUGAAGGAGGAGUUCUGAGCUUUGGAAACAGUGAAAGACCCAGGCUUAUAGAUCAAGAGGAACGUAGGAAGGACAAGGCGCGCUGCGUACGCGUAGCCCAGCUUAUACAGCAAGGAGUGUGUGACGAGUGCUACUCCCCAACUCCAACCAUCGGCUCACGAGACACCAGGGACGCGAUGCCAGUUUCACACAAACGUCGAUAUACUACGCGUUCUAGAGGAAGAGAACCACCGGUAUUUACUGAUCCAUUCGCACCCAACAAUCCUUCAAUUCCCCGCCCAGAUGUUAUGCAUCCUCUUAACUCGGGAGCGACCGGCUCAGUAAUAACCAACUAUAGCCCAACGCACACCUUUACCUCCCUUGCUGGAAGCGACGAGAACUCAGUGCUACCUACUACAGUAUCUCCUCCAUCUCAGGUCAAUGAUUCCCUCCGUGGAUGGUCAUACCGCCGUGCAUCGUCGCUUCCCCUUGAUACUUCCUCUCCAUUACCUUCGCUAUCUGCCGAACACGCCAAUUCAACUUCCUACUCUCACCAACGACAGAGUAAUUCAGCCUCGCCAAUGCCGACAAGGCUUGUGGGUUCUCCCUUGCGGCGGCACCAUCGCCUAUACUAUCCUCAUCCUCACCGGGAACGAGCACAGAAGCAAACCAUUGGUCGUGACUCUGAUUCUAGCCUUUCGGCCUUUGAUCGUCUGAGCUAUUACUCGCCGGGUAACUCUCCGCCCGAGCAGCACCUGACUCCUCAUAUCCACCCAAGACUUCAUUUCAAAAACACUACAAGUCGUUCAAAUCUCAGUUCAGUAAAUCCCAUAUCACACAUAAACUCUACACCUACUUUGUACGGAAUCAACUCCACCCGUCCAUGGAGGUCUGAGGAGCCCAUUGACCUUUCGGCGAUGUAUGAGCAGGAUAACGCUACUGGUAAUGAGGCCACGUUACACUCGACAUAUGCGAUUAACACCGGAAAGGCCUACCCUCCUAUUCCGACAGCACCAGCCCCGCUUGGUGACGUGCCUAUCUCACAUCAACUGGCACUUUCGUGCAAAUCAGCACAUAACCACACAACUGCAUCAGAAUUUGAUGUCGAACCGGGUCCAAGUCAAAGCUAUUAUGACUGGCCAAGUCAGUAUGGUUCAGAACUCAACUACCCGCCAGGAGAUGAUUAUAAUGCGUCGGCAAAUCCGGAAAUUUACAAGGAAGUCCCGAAUAUGUAUUAUUCGAACACAACGGGAGACCUGCCAUACUAA